AAUUUACCAACGAAAAAAAAAAAAAAAAAAAGGGAGAAAAUUGGAAAACACAAAAUUGAGAAACAAGACAAACUGUUUUUUCAUUAGGCACCAAUAAUAUAGAAACUCAUAAUGCAAAGCGCGCCAAAUACUUGGUGUAUAUACAUAUAAUUGGAUUCCCCAGUGAGUGGAAGCCCAGCCGAAGAGGUUUUCGUCAGUGCCGGUGCCACCACCAUGGGAAAGCAGAAGCAACAGGUUAUAUCGCGCUUCUUUGCUCCCAAAACCAAAGAACUGCCCUCUUCUUCCUCAACAACACCGCAAAACCCUUCAUCUUCUUCAUCGAUUCCCUCUUCUUUCCAAAACCCACCAACCCCACCUCCCAAAAUCUCUGCCACCGUCACUUUCUCGCCUUCCAAACGCUCACUCUCCUCCCACCUUGCCUCCCAAUCUCCCAAACCUCCUAAACUCCCCAAACUCUCUCCUCACACCCACAAUCCUAUACCCCUACAGUCCAAUCCCUCUCUCCAUCAAAAGUUCCUCGAUAAACUUCUAGAACCACCCGGCCCUGAUCAUCCAGAAAAUUCCUCCACUCAAAACCCAAAGCUUUCUUCUUCUAACCCUUCAGUCAAAUACACUCCUCUGGAGCAACAAGUGGUUGACCUAAAAGAGAAAUACCCAGAUGUUAUUUUGAUGGUAGAAGUUGGUUACAAGUACCGAUUUUUCGGCGAAGAUGCUGAAAUCGCUGCACGGAUUUUGGGUAUUUAUGCCCACAUGGAUCAUAAUUUUAUGACUGCGAGUGUGCCCACGUUUAGAUUGAAUGUACAUGUUAGGAGGCUGGUGAACUCUGGGUAUAAGGUUGGUGUGGUGAAGCAGACCGAAACUGCAGCCAUUAAAGCCCAUGGAUCAAACAGGUUGGGUCCGUUUUGUAGGGGAUUGUCGGCAUUGUAUACAAAGGCAACACUGGAGGCGGCUGAGGAUUUGGGAGGAGGGGAAGAGGGCUGUGGGGAAGAUAGUAGUUAUUUGGUUUGUGUUGUGGAGAAGAGUGUUUUGGUGGAGAAUGUGGAUUGUGGAGUGGAAAGUGGGUUUGAUGUGAGAAUUGGGAUUGUUGCGGUGGAAAUAUCGACUGGGGAUGUUGUUUAUGGGGAGUUCAAUGAUAAUUUCAUGAGGAGUGGACUUGAGGCUAUUGUUUUGAGCUUGUCUCCUGCUGAGUUGCUUCUUGGGGAGCCACUUUCCAAGCAAACUGAUAAGUUAUUACUUGCGUAUGCUGGACCUGCCUCACAUGUUCGUCUGGAGCGUGUCUCACGAGAUUGCUUCAAAGAUGGUGGUGCACUUGCUGAAGUGGUUACUUUAUAUGAAAACAUGGAUGAAGAGAGUUCGUUAGAUCAUUCAAAACAAAACUCAGAGGCAAUAGAUCGGGGAGAUUGCCGUUUGGCAAUUGAGGCAAUCAUGAACAUGCCAGAUUUGGCCGUCCAAGCUAUGGCCCUGACCAUUCGUCAUCUGAAACAAUUUGGUUUUGAAAGGAUUAUACAACUAGGAGCCUCUUUUAGGCCUUUCUCAAGCAAGCUGGAGAUGACCCUCUCAGGCAAUGCGCUUCAACAGUUGGAGAUUUUGAAGAACAACAGUGAUGGCUCUGAGUCUGGCUCCUUGCUUCAAUCUAUGAAUCACACUCUUACUAUAUAUGGGUCAAGGCUUCUUAGGCACUGGAUUACUCACCCUUUAUGUGAUAGAAACAUGAUUACUGCUCGCCUCAAUGCUGUUUCUGAGAUAAGAGAAUCAAUGGGAUCUUGUAAAGCUUCUCAGGAUAUUGGAGGGUUAGAUGCAGGAGAUGGAAGAACUAUACACUCUGAGUUUAAUUAUGUACUUUCUUCAGUUUUGACAACUUUGGGAAGGUCACCUGAUAUUCAACGUGGAAUAACAAGAAUUUUCCAUCGGACUGCCACCCCAUCUGAGUUUGUUGUAGUUAUUCAAGUAAUUUUAUACGCUGGAAAACAACUUCAGCAACUUCACAUUGAAGAAGAGGAUGGUGACCAAAAUUUGAGGGUAAAGACCGUGCAUUCUGAGCUAUUGAGAAAGCUAAUACUUGCUGCUUCAUCGUUCAGUGUAAUUGAAAAUGCUGCUAAACUAUUAUCUACCUUAAACAAAGAAGCAGCUGAACAAGGAGAUUUGUCAAACUUAAUUAUCAUAUCUAAUGGUCGAUAUCCUGAGGUUGCUAGAGCCCGAAAAGAGGUUCAAUUAGCAAAGGAGAAGUUGGAUUCUCUGAUCAGUUUGUAUCGCAAGCAGCUUAGAAUGAGCAAGUUGGAGUUCAUGAGUGUGUCUGGAACAACACAUUUGAUAGAGGUUUCCUGUGAUGUAAAGGUACCUUCAAAUUGGGUUAAGGUUAGUAGUACCAAGAAAACAAUACGUUAUCACCCACCUGAAGUGUUGACUGCUUUAGACCAGUUAUGCCUGGCAAACGAGGAACUCACUGUUGCCUGUCGAGCUGCUUGGGAUAGCUUUUUAAGAGCAUUCAGUAAAUAUUAUCCAGAGUUCCAAGCUGCUGUUCAAGCGCUGGCCACUUUGGAUUGUUUACAUUCACUUGCCAUUCUUUCUAGAAAUAAGAAUUAUGUUCGUCCAGUUCUUGUAUAUGAUGAUGAACCUGUUCAGAUACACAUCCAUGGUGGUCGUCAUCCGGUUCUGGAGAGUGUGCUACAAGACAAUUUUGUCCCAAAUGACACAGACUUGCAUGCAGCUAGAGAGUAUUGUCAAAUUGUUACUGGACCCAACAUGGGUGGAAAGAGUUGCUACAUUCGUCAGGUUGCUCUUAUUGCUAUAAUGGCACAGGUCGGUUCCUUUGUACCAGCAUCAUCAGCAAAACUGCAUGUGCUGGAUGGCAUCUACACCCGAAUGGGUGCUUCGGACAGUAUUCAACGAGGACGAAGCACCUUUCUGGAGGAAUUGAGUGAAGCUUCACAUAUACUCCGCAAUUCUACUGAACGCUCUCUUGUUAUCCUAGAUGAGCUUGGAAGAGGGACAAGUACACAUGAUGGUGUGGCUAUCGCUUAUGCGACGUUGCAUCAUCUUAUAGAGAAGAAAAGAUGCAUGGUUCUCUUUGUCACGCACUACCCUAAAAUUGCAGAUAUCACAACUCAAUUCCCAGGCUCUGUUGGGGCAUACCAUGUUUCAUAUCUGACUUCGCAUAAAGAUGAGGAUGCAGUGAGCUUGAAAUCAGAUCAAGAAGAUGUUACUUACCUAUAUAGGCUUGUUCCUGGUGUUUGUGAAAGGAGUUUUGGAUUUAAGGUUGCUGAGCUUGCACAGCUACCUUCUUUAUGCAUCAGUAGAGCCUCAAUCAUGGCUGCUAGGUUAGAGAUGAUGGUAAGCAACGAAGCAAGAAAUAGAUCUGCAAAAAGGGAGUUGGUAGAACCAACAUUAAUAUAUGGGAAAGAAGAACAAGAGAAGAAGCAGGAAUGUAGCAAUUGGUCCGGCACUGGAGGGGUAGAGAUAUCGGAGGAGAUAAACAAUGGUUACAAGGAAUUCUUUUUGAACUUGAAAGCGGCAAUGGCUGAUCAUGACCAUGCAAACAGCUACCAGUUUCUGAACCAUGCUAGAAACAUUGCGAUGGAAUUAAUAAGCAAAUAAAUAACGUUUCUUUUUCCUUCACAGAUAAAUGUUUUUGAAGUUAACCAAUCCCAUGACUACGUAGCCAAUGUGGGGUGGAAGUUUUUGUUCACGAGCAAUGAUGGUCAUGCUCUCCAAUUUUUUUUUUUUCCUUCCUUUUCAAUUUGGUCUGGUUAUCUUGUAAUUAUUAGUAUGAUCAAAAUUGAAUAUUUUGGCAAAUAUAUGGAAAGCGCUAAUUCAUUCAA
Molecule: messenger RNA, 3818 nt
Organism: Ziziphus jujuba (common jujube)
Lineage: Eukaryota; Viridiplantae; Streptophyta; Magnoliopsida; Rosales; Rhamnaceae
Product: DNA mismatch repair protein MSH3
Exons: 12
Coding region: 214-3594 (1126 amino acids)
Biological process (GO): mismatch repair; mitotic recombination
Cellular component (GO): nucleus
Molecular function (GO): mismatched DNA binding; ATP-dependent DNA damage sensor activity; ATP binding
Source: RefSeq, a predicted model, not a curated record